AUGUAUGACUUCGCGACAAGGACAACUGUUCAGAAAAUCUUCUCUCCUCAAACAACUCCGAAUCCUCUCUUCCCAAACAACUCCGAAUCCUCUCUUCUCAAACAACUCCGAAUCCUCUCUUCUCAAACAACUCCGAAUCCUCUCUUCUCAAACAACUCCGAAUCCACUCUUCCCAAACAACUCCGAAUCCUCUCUUCCCAAACAACUCCAAAUCCUCUCUUCUCAAACAACUCAGAAUCCUCUCUCCUCAAACAACUCCGAAUCCUCUCUCCUCAAACAACUCCAAAUCAUCUCUUCCCAAACAACUCCGAAUCCUCUCUCCUCAAACAACUCCGAAUCCUCUCUUCCCAAACAACUCCGAACCCUCUCUCCUCAAACAACUGCGAAUCCUCUCUUCUCAAACAACUCCAAAUCCUCUCUCCCCAAACAACUCCAAAUCCUCUCUCCGCAAACAACUCCGAAUCCUCUCUCUUCAAACAACUCCGAAUCCUCUCUCUUCAAACAACUCCGAAUCCUCUCUUCUCAAACAACUCCGAAUCCUCUCUCCUCAAACAACUGCGAAUCCUCUCUUCUCAAACAACUCCAAAUCCUCUCUCCUCAAACAACUCCGAAUCAUCUCUCCUCAAACAACUCCGAAUCCUCUCUCCUCAAACAACUCCGAAUCCUCUCUUCUCAAACAACUCCAAAUCCUCUCUCCUCAAACAACUCCGAAUCUUCUCUCCUCAAACAACUCCGAACCCUCUCUCCUCAAACAACUCCGCUGCAAGGUUUAGGUCAAACAUUUGGUAA
This is a messenger RNA of Mizuhopecten yessoensis (Yesso scallop), 789 nucleotides long. RefSeq lists its product as uncharacterized. The record is from RefSeq and is a predicted model, not a curated record. The coding region runs from base 1 to 789 and encodes 262 amino acids. NCBI's taxonomy places the organism in Eukaryota, Metazoa, Mollusca, Bivalvia, Pectinida, Pectinidae. The transcript has a single exon.